AUGCGCACCUCCUUCAUCGGUAGCCUUCUUCUUCUGGCUGUCUCCCCUCUAUCUGCCCUCGCGCUUCCCGUGGACCCCAAUGAUGUGGCCGGUCAGUGGGAUCCCAGUGGACAGUACCGAAAGGGUCAGUGGCAGCAUGGCGUGUUCGUUGCCAACAAUGGCGAGAACCAAAAUGACCAGUGGCACAACAACAACAACAACAACAACAACAACCAGAAUGGUCAAUACAACCCAGACCAAAAUGGUUGGACCGAUGCCAACGGCCAAUGGCACACGAAUAACCAAAACGUUCAGACUGGUCAGAGCGGUCAGAAUGGACAAAGCGGCUGGACUGAUGAGAAGGGCCAGUGGCACGCCAACAACCAAAUCAAUCAGAACAAUCAGAAUGGCUGGACUGAUGAGAAGGGCCAGUGGCACGCCAAUAACCAAGACAACCAAAACAACCAGAAUGGCUGGACCGAUGCCAACGGCCAGUGGCACGCAAACCAGAAGCGCCAGGCUAUCCCCGCUCAGGCAAACCCAGCCACCGCUCAGAAUGACCGUCUGAACGAAGCUGGCAACAACAAAGCCAACAACGCCCAGGUUACUCCCAGCUCUGCAAACGACCGCUACCAGAGCUAUGGUAACUACAAGAACUAUGGUUCUUACCAGAACUACCCCGUCAAUGGACAGAAUCAGGCCCAAAACAAGGAUACCAAGGCUAUCACUGGUCAGCAAGAGUAA
Molecule: messenger RNA, 723 nt
Organism: Penicillium coprophilum
Lineage: Eukaryota; Fungi; Ascomycota; Eurotiomycetes; Eurotiales; Aspergillaceae
Exons: 1
Coding region: 1-723 (240 amino acids)
Source: RefSeq, a predicted model, not a curated record